UUCCGCAUUCGGCCGCCGCCGCGCCGUGUCGCUCCAAUAGCCAGUAUCGCUGAGAGCUCGCCGGAGGCGGACGCACGCUCCUCCGCAUCCCCGCUCGAUCAACUACACGAAACAAGUUUUUCCAAAUUUGAACUGUUCAAACAACCCGCUACCAACACACGUCAUAAUGAACAACCGUAAAAUCAUUACAAGACUGCUUCGUAAACUGAUUUAAAGACGGUUUAUUGUGCAAUUUGUGGUUAAAUCUUUAUCUUUGACGAAGGUGUUACAAAAACGCGAGUGAAAUUGUUUAUUGUUUUGAAACAAAGACGUUCAAGUUUGUAGUUUGAAUUUCUGUUGUUUUCCCUGAGGACGCAAACGAAUAGCGUGUUGAAAAGAGACAGAAUGAGCUCCCAUCGGCUUCGAGCGACAGGUGUGGCGGGGUUAGCGGUGUUACUGGCAACUUUAUCAGGAUGUUCAGCGCAGAGCCUGCAGAUCUUCCCGAGACAGGAGCAGCAAACGGUGGCGGUGGGCAAGUCGGUAGUGCUCACCUGCCAGGCCAACGCGCCGGACCCCGCGCUCGUCACGCAACCCCAGUGGAAGGACCCGAAGGGUCAGGUCAUCAAUGCAGCUUCUCCGAGCACUCGACCAGAGAUCUACACGGAGUCGAGCCCCACAAAGCAGUUGCAAACGCUGUACAUAUCCUCGAUCACGCCCGCCAUGGCUGGCAAAUACACCUGCGUGUCCGCCUACACCAACGAGCCUUUGAGCGCUAGCGUCGUCUUGGACACUUUUGUUGCCAUUACAUGGAUCAACGCUAAUGAGAAUCAAUUCGCAACUAAAGGCAAAGACUUCAAAGUGAUGUGUGAGGUAGCUGCUGAGCCUGCGCCGUCCGUUGAUUGGUUCAAAGAAGGAACUCCGAUCUCGACUGGGGACAGAUAUGUUAUUCAUGCCAAUGGUCUAAUGAUCAAAAACAUCGAAGAAAGCGACGACGGAACAUACACUUGCCGAGCUGUUGUCAUCCAAACUGGUGAACUCGCAGAAAGGAAUAUAAAACUUGAGGUUUACACUGCACCAGAGAUGGAAGAGCGUGAGCCAAGAGUGGAAAUUAAAGAAGGAGGAUCAGCUGCCAUCACAUGCAAAGCUAGAGGCAAACCCCCGCCGAAAUACUCCUGGAUUAAAGCAUCGACACGAGAGAACUUGGCCAGUACAUCUCGAUUUAGUGUAAACGAAAUCACUGGACUUCUAACGUUCGAUAGAGUCGAAGCGGGAGAUUACGGUAAAUACAUAUGCAGCGCGGUCAACCAGGCUGGUCAAAACGAAACUGAAAUCGAAGUAGAAGUGCUUGUUCCGCCGAAGAUAUUCGAGUUGCAAAACAUGACUGUCGCUGAAAAGGCCGAAGGGCGGUUGGAAUGCAAAGCUACAGGGCGACCUGCACCUAGGAUUAGGUUCCGUAAACAUUCUAAGACAGAACCUUUUGUAAAUGGGCCUAACGAUGAUGGAAGAAUAAACAUUGAAACCACCUCUCAUCAAACCGGUGAUCAAAUGCAAACUAGUGCAGUCAUUACUAUUUCAAACGUAAAUAGAACAGAUGAUGGUUUAUACGAAUGUAUAGCAAACAAUGACGGUGGCGAGGCAAGGAAGAAUGGACAUCUGAUGGUAGAAUUCAAGCCUGUAUUUAACCCUAAUCAAAAUAUACCAUUGGUUUGGAGUUGGAAUUCCCAACCACGUAAUAUCAGUUGCAUAGCGGAGAGUAUCCCCAACGCAACUAUUAAAUGGAGAUUCCACGAACUGGACUUGGUAGAAACACCCCAUGUGAGGAUCUAUGGAGCAGGGCCUUACAGCACCGUAAGAGUAACUCCGACUGCGCGAACUUUGUAUGGACAUUACAAAUGCAUCGCCACCAACAGACACGGCGAAGCCGUUCAUUCCACAGAACUCAGGGAAGCCUUUGUGCCAGGACCUGUCACUCAAGUGCGUCAAGAAAUACUAACAGCUACAUCAGUAACAUUCAAUAUCGUGGGACCUGCUGAAGAAAUGAAUCCACCGAUUCAGGCUUUUACUGCUCAAUACAAAGAGAACGGCAAUUAUGAUUGGAACUUUGCGAAGAACCGAACUUGGUCUGUGAGCUCGCCGUACGUGGUGGAGGAUUUAAAACCGAUGUUCUCAUACGAUUUUAGAUUCGCAGCAGUAAAUAUAGUUGGAGGCGGUAGCUGGGGAGCACCUAUUACUGUCGUCAUGCCGAGGAGGUCGCCACCAGAGCAACCAAAAUGGAGACAACCACCCACUCCCAGUCCUGAAUCGCUGCAGCACGGAAAAUAUGCUGACAGAUAUGAACUACAAUGGAAGAUUCCAGCUCAUAACGGAGAACCAAUUGAUAUGUAUGAAGUCAGCUAUUGUCCAGUGCUGAAAGUGAGCGGUGAAUGGCGAGAAUCAUCUGAAUCUCUAUGCGUUACUCAAGAACUAAAGUCCUAUGAAGCUAUUAAUUAUGAAGUCACCGGUUUGCAACCCGACACGCGCUACCGCAUGAGUGUUCGCGCCCACAAUAUCUUGGGCUACUCUAAGCCCUCGACUCUCUAUGUCCAGACCGCUCUCGGUGUACCCUUCUCCGGAUAUGCAUCUUCUCAAAUGUUAUCAAGCGGCGCCAUCAUCGGGCUGGCUUUAGCCGGAGUCUUCAUCUGCCUCCUCAUCGUGGAUCUCCUUCUCCUCUGCUUCAGGCGCCAGGGCGUUAUCGCCACUCUCUGCGGCAAACGUGGCAAGAAGCACAAAGACGACGAAGCCAAGUUGGGGAGUCUGUACGGUUGGCGUUUCCCGCUCCCUUAUUGCAGCACGAAGCCGCGCGCGCCUCCGUCCCCCGCGCCCUUGCCGCCGCCCGUCAAGCUCGUACCGACUCCGACAGAUGAAAAGGAGCCUCUUAAAGACACUGCUGAAGACGCGCUGAAGAGGAACUCAUCUGUAGAAUUCGAUGGCCGGCGAGUUUAUGCCACGAGCGGGGGCACAAUCAUUGGCAAAAACUCCGCUGUAUAAUCAAUUUGACUUGAAAAUUGAAUACGUGUAUUGUGCCAAGAACGACUUAUUUGGCUUAGCAACAGCCAUAAGAUUAAAAUAAGACUCCUUGACUUUGACUUGGCAAAAGACAUCGUUUUAUAGUUACGCUUUUUGUUUUAUGCUGAAACUUAUGUCGUUCUUGGCUUUAAUGGAGACGUCUCAUGUAGUUUUAUAUAAAGUUAAGCUCUAUUUAUAAUCUACGCGAAUGUGGGACUGUACACGUUCGACUUCAUUUCAAAUCAACAAAUUGGUUACAGUCAUGUUCAACAAAAUUAUUCUUUUAAAAUUGGUUUAUUCAUGUUUGUUCGCCUGAACAUGACGUGUGUUGGAAAAUGCCCAAAAUUAAAACACCAUAUAAUGUGUCAAUGUUUUUGUGUUGUCGAAUUGAAAAAGUUGAGAAGCUUAUGGACUGAGAUUAAUUCUGAUAAUAAAGAAUAUUUUAUUUUAGCUUUGUGUGACACUUAGUAACUGAGUUCUCUUAUUGAAUUGAAUAAGAAUAACAUACUUACGUAAGUCGCAAAUUAAAAUGUAAAAAUAUAAAAAAGCGAACAGCCGGUUGACACUUUUCUCAUUUCUCUCUUGGAUUGAAUAUAAAUAGGUAGAUGAUUGACUGAAUUGUGUGCAGUUCCUAAAUCUGUCGUAUUACCUGUGAGAAUAAAGCUUGUGUAGAUGUGAUGAGCGUGACCAGUAUUUUGAAACUGCCAAAACGAAUUUGUUACUUUAUUAUUAAGUACAUACGUAAGCAGCUUUACUAUGUCCUUAGAUAUAAUUAUUUAUUAACUAUCACUGUAUUAUCUACAUAAUAUCGCUUAUAUUUCGCAUUUCAUACGCAUCUGAAUCCACCGAACGCGAAUUCCUCAAGAUUAGAAUUAAUAUUUCGAUCUUUUUACACUAUAGCCGUUUAUUAAGGUACAAAACGUGCCUUCUAGAGUAUGUACUUUUUAAUGAGGGUAUUUUUAUAUUUAAGUGUACAUACACAAUAGUUAGGAUUUGACUACACAAUUAGAAACCUGAAUUUUUACCUUUCCAUUUUUUACAUCACGGAUAAAAAAGUACCUAAUUAUUUAACCUAAUAUUUACUAUUAGAAUUAAUUAUUUAUCCGUUAUACAUGUAUGUCUCUCUAAUCUUAUAAUGUUUAUUAAAUUUAUUAUGCCUUUAGUGCUUUGCUAUGACCAAAAUGUACCGCUAGCAAAACAUUAAAGAAUGAACAAAUCGUCAGGUGACAAGCUAAAGUCACUAAUUACUUUUAAAAAAUUAAACAAAAAUCUACCUUCUUUUAGUACUAAUAUGGUUCACUUUGGCUAUGAACUUGUGGUGGUACUUAGUGAAUUUUGCUUGUCACCCGACGAAAUAAUGCUGAGUACCUUUAAGAAGUCUCAUUAAUCAGCAAAAAAUAUCUCUAACAAAAUAAUGUUUUAGCUUAACGAAAAUAUAGCCGCUAUUAUUAUUUUAGAUUAGGCUUGUAAAUAAACUAAUUCUAAGUUCUGUAAAUAUUUACUAGUUUAUAUCCCUAAUUGUUUUAUUUUUCUAGAUUUAGGUAUUUGGGGGUCAUGAAAUAGCAAAUGCACCUACUUAAAGUUGAAUAUGCAGAAUAGAGCAAAGUAUUUGCAUUUAGUGACCCCAAUAUUAUGCAAAACUACUUGCUUAUACUACGAGUAAGCUUUUAUAAGUCAUGUUGUGUUUAAUUUUAUAAACAUAAUGCAAUUCACAAAUAAAUAAAUGUUAGUAGAAGACAUGUGGUCAAGAACGGGAACAACAGUAAAAAAAAAACUAUUCAAUCGUAAUUAUUACUUAAGAAUGGAAAAAUAUUUUCGAAGGUAAUCAUUUUGAUACGCAAAAGAAAAUAAAUUUAACCUCUAGCCGCCCAGAUAGCCAUAAAAAGUUCUCCUGUUCCAUUCUAAUUUGAACUUUGUGUUGACAAAAUAAAAUUUCAUUUUGCUUGGCAAGGUUUGACGAAUGGGCGGCUAGAGGUUAAGUAUUCUAACAAGGUAAGGGAAAUACUUUAUCACCGAAUUUUCGAUCCGCUUUAUAAACUUUUAUUUUCUUUCAAGUUAUUAAGUCAUCCGGAAUUAAUUAACCAUAAAUAUUAAAAAGAGGAUCAAAUCUAGGUAUAUUUAUUCCUAUUUAAAUUUAAAACUGGAUUUCUAUUCAAUUACUUUUUAACGUAGAUACCCUACAUGUAAUUUCAAAGCAGAUUUAAAAUAUUAUUUUUAAUAAAUUGACCUUCAUAAAUUUGCAAAUGAAAGAAAACCGAAUUAUCUAAUUAGAUUAUAUUAAUUACCUGUAAUGUCGGCGCUUGAAUACGUUAUCGCAUGUAAUGUCUGUCUGUAUGGAUGUCUGUAUGUCGGCUUGACGGAUAUCGGUGAAGAAUAUUACUGAAGCACAUUUUUUAUAAAAAAUAAAUGUCUCAAAAUUAA
This is a messenger RNA of Cydia fagiglandana, 5445 nucleotides long. It is a transcript of the gene Fas2, whose product is annotated as fasciclin-2. The record is from RefSeq and is a predicted model, not a curated record. Gene Ontology annotation, cellular component: membrane. Gene Ontology annotation, biological process: cell adhesion. Gene Ontology annotation, molecular function: protein binding. The coding region runs from base 385 to 3006 and encodes 873 amino acids. NCBI's taxonomy places the organism in Eukaryota, Metazoa, Arthropoda, Insecta, Lepidoptera, Tortricidae. The transcript has 16 exons.